Linum trigynum is the source of this 1002-nucleotide messenger RNA. The record is from the annotation of a GenBank genome assembly. Lineage: Eukaryota; Viridiplantae; Streptophyta; Magnoliopsida; Malpighiales; Linaceae.
AGCCACGCAAAACCCUUUUCCCCUUGGCGGCCAGGCGCGUUCUCUCUCAAGUCUGCAACGAUGCAGAUCUUCGUGAAAACCCUAACCGGGAAAACCAUCACCCUCGAGGUUGAGUCCUCCGACACGAUCGAUAAUGUGAAGGCGAAGAUUCAGGACAAGGAAGGCAUUCCGCCGGACCAGCAGAGGCUGAUCUUUGCCGGCAAGCAGCUGGAGGACGGCCGCACCCUCGCCGACUACAACAUCCAGAAGGAGUCCACCCUCCACCUGGUCCUCCGUCUCCGUGGUGGCGCCAAGAAGAGGAAGAAGAAGACCUACACCAAGCCCAAGAAGAUCAAGCACAAGAAGAAGAAGGUCAAGCUCGCCGUGCUCCAGUUCUACAAGGUGGAGGAUUCCGGUAAGGUCCAGAGGCUGAGGAAGGAGUGCCCCAACGCUGAGUGCGGUGCCGGUACGUUCAUGGCGAAUCACUUUGACAGGCACUACUGUGGCAAGUGUGGCAUGACUUAUGUCUACAACAAGGCUGCAGGUUCUGAUUAGGGUCAUCAUCCGUAGCUCGUUUUGAGAGAAUUCUGGAUAACUGAAUGUCGUUUUGGUAUUUCUUAGGGUUUAGAAUUUUAUGUUUCCCCUGCCAUGGAUGAUGUUAAUUAAUUGUUGGAUUUUGAUGGUUUAGAUCUGUGAUGUGCAAAACAUCAAUUUCGGUAUAUUUUUAGUCGUCUAAAUGGUUUUAUAGGAAUGUGAUGCUGAUGGGUACUAGAUGAUGAAUGUUUGAGAUAAACCCUUGAGAAUGUGUUCUUCUUAAUUGGGUUUUGGUUGUAUGAGGAUUUGUGCUGCUAUAUGGUUCUUUGUUUGGGGCUUUUGUGUUUGUGGAAUUGUCUGAUAGUAAGAAUGUCGAUUGCAAAGAUAUGAUCCAGUGCUUCUUAGCUUUAGGGAUGGUUCCUGGGCUGGUUCAAGAUGACCAGAUAAGAUUAGGGACGGCAGUGGGCAAAAUAAUAGCGGGCAUAACCC